This is a messenger RNA of Cylas formicarius (sweet potato weevil), 1819 nucleotides long. RefSeq lists its product as uncharacterized. Gene Ontology annotation, biological process: outer dynein arm assembly; cilium movement. NCBI's taxonomy places the organism in Eukaryota, Metazoa, Arthropoda, Insecta, Coleoptera, Brentidae. The coding region runs from base 136 to 1800 and encodes 554 amino acids. The transcript is spliced from 9 exons. The record is from RefSeq and is a predicted model, not a curated record. Gene Ontology annotation, cellular component: cilium.
AUAGGCCAUAUUGCUAGGACCAUUCGACCAUUCGGAUUGUCGGUUUUUAUAAUUUAUUCAAAUAUAAAUAUAAUAAUUGACAUUGACAAUCAAAAACUCAAGCUUUGAAAGCAAAUUCGGUUAUAAUUGUCUGAGAUGAACGCGGCGAGUAUGCUGUCGGCCAACAAGGUUAAACUGCACGGCAUGACCUCAAACAGAUGGACAACGAAAGACAAAAUCAUCCAGUACAAGGGCCUUAUCAAACUAUAUACUAGAGACCGCAAAAUCAUGGAAAUCGAUAGCGGGGUGGCGGCAAAGAAACAAACCCACGAAUUGAAGAAAUUACGCAAGCAAAUCGGUGAUGACAGGCAAGCGUUGGACAACGCCAUCUGCGGCGACAAGCAGAAACUGAGAAACACGUUGGCCGCGCACAGGGAAAUGCAGCUUGCCUACCAAUACGCGCAGCCCCAGAAAGUUAUAGAGAUGGUGGAGCAGGUGAACUUCAACAAAAGAAAGGCGCGUGAUCUGCUACAGUACAAGAAACAUUUAAAAAAGCAAGAACUUAUACAAAGAAAGCUGCGCUAUGGUGAACUAGAAGACAGCAUUAAAUUUGAACACCUGAGCUGGCAGAGCCAGCUGCCCAAUGAGCGAUUGGCUCACAUCAUAACAGGCAAAGUGCAGGAUGCGAUUUUAAAAAAGGAAGCUGCCAUUGUGGUGCGCGAUACCUACAAACAAAUGAUCGCAGUCAUGAAAAAAGACGCACUGUACUUUGACGCCAUUUUAGAGGCGAUCAAGCGGGAUGGCCUCAACCAAGGAAAAUGCAUGAUAAACGCGACGAAACUGGGGCAGCUAGCCACCGAAUAUUUAGACGAUCGGCGGCAAGAGUUCGAAAUGCUCGAAAAAGUGAUCAAAAGGGAUUUGGGGAACAGAAGGAAAGAUUUGGCGAUGGUGAAACAACGGGUCGAAAGUUUUGGACACAAUGUUAAAAAUUUGGUUAGGCGCGACAGCGAUAUCAACUUGGGCACCUUUCAUUUGGAAUCGUCCGAAAGCUAUACGAAUUUGAGAAAAGAUGUGGAAACUAUUGAAUCCACCCUGAGGUUGAUCAAGGACGCCAUAUUUGUGCCUAACCUGGAGUCUAUCUACCCAUGCCUCCAGGAGCAAGUGAGACAAAAAAACCGCCUCUCGGCUAUGGUUGAAAAAUGCGAGUCCACCAAAGCGGAACUGUUAAAACGAGUCAAACACGGAGAAGUAAUCGAGUCCGAACUUAAAAAUGCCACUAUUAACAACACCCAUGAGUACAAGCGGAAAAAGCGACAUUUUUUCAAAGAAGUUGAAAACCAAAGCACGAAGAACGUCGAUUUGGCUAAAUUAAUACACAACAGGCGCCAACUGGCCGCCAAAGUGCGGAUAUCACUUAAACACUUACAACUUCUGGCCUCGCUGCUUUCCGACGACGCGAGGCCGCACUCAACCGCCCGAAAGUUGUACGCCGAAUUUGGAAGACCUCAGGCGCCCCCAGCAGACGAAAUCGACGGCACCCGGAUCGUACGAGAACUGAUCGAACGUUUCACGAAACUGUCGCGGGCAGCUAAAGUCACGUUAAUCGACGACGACCGCUACCACGCCUACAAACUUUUCGAACAAAUGAUGCGGGAAUCGACACGCUCGAAAAAAGAUGACAAAGUCCUGAGCGAAUCGCUAAUCGAUCCGAUUUUUCUGGACCCUCACGUGUUUACGCGCGAUGACAUCAAGAAACGCAGCGAGGAAAUAGUGAUGGCGAAUCGAGUAGAAGACGAAUUUGCCGAUUAUAGAAAAAAAUAAACAAGCGACGUUGCUUUUA